UAUCCAACUCUGCUAAAAUGACAAGCCUAACUUUUCAAUUUCAAAUUGGGCAUGUCAGAUUCUCAACCCUAUCCAUUUACGUCAAAAUUUAGUUUUACUGUUGGCUGGCCAUCCAAAUUUAUGAGGUUGUUACUUUAUUUUGAAUGGGAGGGAUAAUUGACAAGGUAGAACGACAAAUUAUUGGUAAAAAGAAACGAACAAUCAGAAAGGUAACUCCAACUCACAGUGAAAGAACCGUUUCUAUUGGAAACAGCUCCAGUGACAAAGAAGAUAUUGAAACUUUGGAAGCUGAAUGUCAAACGUCGACACGCGAAAACAGUUACGUCAAAAUUGAAUUUAGUAAAUCAAAUGAGGACGUAACAAGUGAAUCUGGAAACUGCAAAGAGAGUAAAAUUCAAGAUACUAAAGGCGAUAUUCAAGAAGCUGAUAUGAAAUUGUCAAAAUCAUCCAUUGAUAUUCACACAGAAGACAAAUAUUUAUUACCAUCAUCUAGAUAUGUUCUUCUUGAUGGAAAUAUACACGAACCUCCCGAAAGAGAUAAUGAUCCUGGUUUACGGACAGGAAACAGUGAGAGUGAGUUUUGUUUCAAAAAACAUUUGCAUAGUGACACAAGACCGUCUUCCGUUCAACGAGGAAGAACCAAUAAAGUCCUUUAUCAAAAUCAUCAACGGUCUGGGCUAUGGGAAAAACGCAACGACAACGAUACAAAGUUGUACCGAAACAAUAAAUGUCGUUGCUGUUCUAACUACUAUUGCAAAACCAUUGUUGAAGAUGGAGCACAUAAUAAAAGAAAAGAAACAUGUUGUAAUCCACGAUUUAUUUAUUCUAAACAAGAACGUAAUGAUGUAUCUGAUUAUGAAGAUAAUAAUCCUUUAUACGUGCAAAGUGAAAAAUUAGGCAAUUAUAAAAAUGUCAACGCAAAGUAUUGUGAAAGACGUAGAAGAAGGGAUUCUGAUAUUUUCUUAGAUUUCAAUUGUCAAAACUCGAAACAGUAUAAAGAUCUAAUCGAGGAAUUGGGCACUUCGAUUGCGCAAAGGAAUAAACAGAGGGUACAGAAGGCGCUACGGGAAUUCGAAAUACGUAGCAGAGAAAAUCGAAAUUUAGACGAACCAAUCUUGUACAAUGAUUUGGAUGAUUCAAGUCAUUCUUCAUGUAACUGUAGCAGUAACCGUCGUUGUCAUUACAGCAAUAGAAGGAAUUCAAUGAAUUUUGAUUUCAUUCAUCAACCAUCCAUUUCCAACAAUAGAAUACGAAAUGAAAAAUUUAAUACAAUCCCAAUGGAGAAUAACUUCAAGUAUGGGGGUUCAAUCUGCACAAAAGCUCAUAAGCAGAAAUGCGCUUCUCAUUGGGAAUUGGAUCCGAAAACAGGAACUUGGUAUAAAGUGUGUAACUACCUUACUCCAAACAAGAACCGCAUAGGUUUUUGCUCGUCUAUAGAAAACCUACGAAGAAUUAAUUCUCAAACAAAAUUAGAAAGUAUAUCUUCAGAUACUAGAGGAUCGUUUUCAUUAUAUCAUAAAACACGUCCAUGUAGUCAACAAUCAGCAAUAUGUAAUAAAUGUGGAAGUCAUUUUAGAAGAUUUUAA
This is a messenger RNA of Agrilus planipennis (emerald ash borer), 1586 nucleotides long. RefSeq lists its product as uncharacterized. The coding region runs from base 144 to 1586 and encodes 480 amino acids. The transcript has a single exon. The record is from RefSeq and is a predicted model, not a curated record. NCBI's taxonomy places the organism in Eukaryota, Metazoa, Arthropoda, Insecta, Coleoptera, Buprestidae.